GGUACUUUACACAGGGGGAGAGAAAAAUGGCAAUCCGAGGGUCCGUCUCACAAACUUUUGAGGAUUGUUCGCGUAAGAGAACAUGGCCCAUUUGAGGACUUCGCUAAUGCACCUAUAUGUGAGUAUCUUGGGGUUUUAACGUUAUCUCGUUUGGCAAGGGUAAUGAGUCCGCAUGAUAUUUUUUUCCUCGUAUUGGGGAUGAAGAAUGUUCUUCAAUCUGAGGCCUUGGAAAAGUAUUCUUUGAGCGUAUUCUUGAUUGAGAAUUUUGUCACCUCCAUAGUGAGGGAUCUCAAGGAGCUGCCGCCACCAUCGCCUUCCAAACCACGGUCCUCGGUGCUAACGUUAAACCCUCAUGGCUACCCCACCGAGGCAGCUGCAGUAACUGAACUGAAGCUCAUUGAUCGCCUGCAAGAAUUAAAGUAUCGGGUGCUGUGCAUACCGACGUCCCCAACCUUUCCGCUGGUGGACGGCUUUUUCUUUUUGAAUUCACCGCGGAGGACGCUGGCUGGACUGCAGAUGACUAGGGCACAUGCUCACCACACCACAACCAGCACUGUGCGGCAGUUCACUGAGCACCUGUCGUGGUUCUUUACGAAUUGGGAGGAAUUUGCUCAGGGUUUGUCGUGGGAGAUGAUUUAUGUGCAGCACGCAGACAGCACAAUGAUAUCAAAAUGGCAGAGAUGUGGUCCCGUCAAUCCCAAUAAUGAAACCGACGCUGAGAAAGAGAUUGUGGCGUUCCGGGACGGAAGGGUACACCAAUACCAGUUUGUGUUAACACGUGGUUUUUUAAGUAAAAUCGGAGAAAUGAGAACACAACGAUCUUGGGGGAAAGGGAUAGGGAAGAAAGUUGGGGAAAUAAUUGGGGAACAGAGUGCAUUUCGUUCUGGUGAAAUAUAUUGGGAGUAUUUUAACGAUUUUUAUAUGUGUGUGCCUACGGGGUCUAGACAGUGA
Messenger RNA from Trypanosoma cruzi, 951 nucleotides. Its product is annotated as retrotransposon hot spot (RHS) protein, putative. NCBI's taxonomy places the organism in Eukaryota, Euglenozoa, Kinetoplastea, Trypanosomatida, Trypanosomatidae. The record is from RefSeq and is a predicted model, not a curated record. The annotation marks the transcript as partial. The transcript has a single exon.